CCAAUAACGGUACUAACAUUUUAUAUUAUUCACAGUCAGGAGCUGACAGCACAUCCUCCAAAUUACGAUCAGCUGUUCCCGAUUUACCUUCUCUCCAUCGUGCUUCGCGCUGUGCCCUCCAAUCCAUGGCGUUCGCUUCAUUAAAGAAGAAAAUCGCUAUUAACAACCAGGCCUUGAGUGAAAAGCUAUCGAAGUCCAAAAGUACUACGGUGGACGAUGAAUACAGACAACUAUCAUCGGUGAUGGACUCUUACAAGCGAUACUUGGAGGAGGUUCGCAAACGCUCUGCCGAAUGCCUGCAGCCCGGCGUUCACUUCAAUCUUCGGCCUCCGAGUAAUCUCAACGGGUCACACAACCAGCCAGCCAAAGAGCCUUACCCACAUCCGGAAGCACUUCUUGGAAAAUGCUGUGAAAAAUAUGCGAAGGAAUUCGACACAGAAUCUGCUCUCGGUAGCUCUCUUAUUUGUGCAAGUGAAGGGUUUUAUCAACUCGCUGAGGCAAAAACACGUGCAGUGGAGGAUACACAUUCGCGCUUCGUCCGACCAAUUGCAGACACAUUGAAUCAGGACAUGAAGGAAAUAACUCACUUACGCAAAAAAGCAGAACACCGCCGUCUGGCCUAUGAAGUCGAGCGUUCCAAGGUGCAAAAAGGUAAAUCCAACACUUCGAACACGGAGUACUUGGAAGCGGAACACAAGUUUCAUGAAUCAUAUGAAGCCAGUCGCUCUGCAAUGUCCAACUUUUUGGAGAGUGAGGCUGAGCAUAUAGAGAUGCUGUGCAAUAUGGUUAGUGCUCAGCUGGGUUAUGUCCAAGACGCUCAGCGUGUUCUCAGUGAUCUACACAGCCGUCUGCAGGUGAAGGGACAUAAUUGCACAAUCACAUCUCGUUGUUGCCUGUGUGGUUCUGCACAGGUGCCAACCUGCAGAGCUUUGUACCAUUUCGAAGCAGAAAACCCGUUCGAGUUAUCUUUCCGAGAAGGUGACAUAAUAAGGCUAAUUGAACAGGUGGAUGAUAACUGGUUCCUGGGUGAGCUCAAGGGUAACGAGGGCCAUUUUCCGACAACGUAUGUGGAAGUACUAGUUCCGCUUCACUAGGCAUCUUUCACCAUGCCUUCGCGUCACUGUUUACAGAUGGUACUCUGCCGGAAACCAUUUCUCCAACAGUUACUUCCUACUCUGCUGGCUUACAUUAUUUUACCUGUCUUUCGUUUAUUUUUUAUUGUCUGUGCACAUUUCAUCCAGUCCAGCUUUCAUGAUCGUCUCCUUUUAUUUCUAUUUUUGAAGCUUCUGCAACCUAUUUUCUGUCCCGUUUUGUUUGCGGGCUUUUCGAUGCAAAAUUUCUGAUACCGCUUUGACUUAGGAGGCCACCACUUUUCGAUAUAUCCCUUUCAACUGAAAUAAGCAACCCCUACUAGCUUUUCUGUUUUUCGACUCCCUAAUUAGUCUGCCUCUGCUUUAUACCAAAUAAUAACCCUUCGGGUGAUAUUUUUUCAUUUCCGUUUCACCCCAAGUCAAGUCAAGAUUUAAAAAUGUACUUUCUACACUCUGGGGCUGAUGAAUAUUCAUCUACAACGCACCACCUCCCUUACAGCAGGGAUGACAUGAGCAAGUUUUAUGCAUGACAACUAGCAGAAUGUGAGCAGUCUAGUGGACAGAAAUAAACUCUGUGAUUAAAUUACCGGCUGGUGGAGGUACGUGCUUUCGCUUAUCCGCGCCGCUAUAUGAGGCAGUACAUCGUAUAUUUCUCGUAGCACUGUGCAACCACAUUUUCGGAACGGAUCAUAUCUACGUCACCAGCACACUUAUGUAUGAUAUUGAUGGGUGUAUACUAUGAUAUAGGUGGAGCGCUUAUUCAAAUCUUCUCUCAC
Dicrocoelium dendriticum is the source of this 1867-nucleotide messenger RNA. Lineage: Eukaryota; Metazoa; Platyhelminthes; Trematoda; Plagiorchiida; Dicrocoeliidae. The record is from the annotation of a GenBank genome assembly.